Molecule: messenger RNA, 1773 nt
Organism: Pelobates fuscus (common spadefoot toad)
Lineage: Eukaryota; Metazoa; Chordata; Amphibia; Anura; Pelobatidae
Gene: EDEM2
Product: ER degradation enhancing alpha-mannosidase like protein 2
Exons: 11
Coding region: 43-1737 (564 amino acids)
Biological process (GO): carbohydrate metabolic process; mannose trimming involved in glycoprotein ERAD pathway; endoplasmic reticulum mannose trimming
Cellular component (GO): membrane; endoplasmic reticulum
Molecular function (GO): mannosyl-oligosaccharide 1,2-alpha-mannosidase activity; calcium ion binding
Source: RefSeq, a predicted model, not a curated record
CAUGUGUCAGGCUGCUGUGAGGCUGUUUUGGAGCUGCAGCCCAUGAAUUCCCUGUUUAUUUCUGUGUGUCUUGGAAUCCUCAGUGUCCUGCUGCCCUGUCACAAUGCCAAGGAGGGUCACAUCACUGAGCAGGACAUGGCUAAGUACAGGGAUCGGGUGAAAGCCAUGUUUUAUCAUGCCUACAACAAUUAUCUGGAUAAUGCCUACCCGUAUGAUGAGUUACGACCUCUUACUUGUGAUGGCCAGGAUACCUGGGGCAGUUUUUCCUUGACAUUAAUUGAUGCUCUGGAUACUUUACUAAUUAUUGGCAAUAAAACAGAGUUCCAGAGAGUUGUAAAUGUGCUACAGGAAAAACUGGAUUUUGAUAUUGAUGUCAAUGCCUCUGUGUUCGAGACCAACAUUCGAGUGGUAGGUGGUCUCCUGUCUGCUCAUCUCCUCUCCAAGAGAGCGGGCCUAGAUUUGGAUCCAGGAUGGCCUUGCUCUGGUCCCCUCCUUGAUAUGGCGGUAGAAGCAGCUCGAAAACUCCUUCCAGCCUUUAACACGAAUACCGGGAUGCCUUAUGGGACUGUGAACCUUUUGAAUGGUGUUAACCCUACUGAAACACCAGUGACCUGUACAGCUGGAGUUGGGACAUUUAUAAUUGAGUUUGCAACACUGAGUCGCCUUACUGGGGAUCCAGAGUUCGAGACAGUGGCAAGACGGGCACUCAAAGGAUUAUGGGAAAGCCGGUCUGAAAUUGGGCUGGUAGGAAACCAUAUAGAUGUAAUGACAUCCAAAUGGGUGGCCCAAGAUGCCGGCAUAGGGGCUGGUGUGGACUCUUAUUUUGAAUAUCUCGUUAAAGGGGCAAUUCUGCUACAGGAUGAAGAGAUGAUGUCCAUGUUUCUGGAAUACAACAAAGCCAUCAAGAACUUCACCAAGUAUGAAGACUGGUAUGUGUGGGUACAGAUGUACAAAGGCACAGUGUCCAUGCCAAUUUUUCAGUCGCUAGAGGCUUUCUGGCCAGGAUUGCAGAGCCUGACAGGAGACAUUGGAAAUGCCAUGAGAACAUUUCAUAACUAUUAUACAGUGUGGAAGCAGUUUGGAGGAUUGCCUGAGUUCUACAAUAUUCCUCAAGGAUCCACUGUGGAUAAAAGAGAAGGUUACCCUCUUCGACCAGAGCUUAUUGAAAGUGCUAUGUAUCUGUAUAAGGCAACAGGAGACCCCACUCUUCUAGAGCUGGGGAGAGAUGCUGUGGAGUCCAUUGAGAAGAUUAGUAAAGUGGACUGUGGAUUUGCAUCCAUAAAAGAUGUCCGAGAUCACAAGCUAGACAACCGAAUGGAAUCUUUCUUCCUGGCUGAGACUAUCAAGUACCUGUACUUGCUGUUUGACCCAGAUAACUUCAUCCAUAAUGAAGGUUCUAGUUUUGAUCUGGUGGUGACACCUUACGGGGAGUGCAUCUUGGGGGCAGGUGGGUAUGUUUUUAACACUGAAGCACAUCCCAUUGACCCUGCCGCCCUGCACUGCUGUAACAGGGACACACAGGAGAAGUGGGAGGUGGAAGACCUGGUUCGAGAAUUCUUCUCUAUUAAGAGGACUAAGGAGGUCAGGAGACCAAACACAGAACAUAAUAAACAACAUCAAGCACAGAAUUCUGUAAUGCUGAACAGAACUAAACGAAAACAAACUUCACUCCUUCGCUGUCCUAGUCAACCGUUUAGUUCUAAACUUUCAGUUUUUGGCCAAGUAUUUUUAGACUGAUAUUGGCUUGCUCAAUCAGGGAUCUUUUUUUUUUUU